AGAUAUCUAGACAAUAGUUGUUGCCCACUGUUCCUCACCUCUUUCACGAUAUAUUGGAUAAUAUCACCGUACACUUGCAUGAUUCUAGUGGGGGGUUUGUGGGUCUUAGCCAGAUUGGCCAACUGUGACCAUGACCCCACCAACCCACAUGUCCAUCCAAUACAUUUCGACUCACCCAUGCUUUUGACACUUUUUCUCUAUAUUAAAACUACAUAUCCCCAUACAUUUGGGACAAUAGAAUAAAAAGAAACAUCAUAGCUCAAAGAGGGAGAUUAGCAGCUCUAAUACUUGGUUUCAUGCCAAGGUAGAGAAAACUUCCAAGUCUUUGUAUUAAGUACAUGGAUAUGGAAGUUGCUGUGGAACAGGAAGAUGAUUUGUUUUUUGCAGACUUGAGCAAGCAAAUUUCUCUCUUAAUUAUGGAUGAAGAUGAAGACCCCCUUCCUUGUUGUCACGCAGACUCUCUUCAGUCUUUAUCUGGAGCAAUCCAUCCUCCUCCACAGUCUGCUUCACUCUAUGAGCAAGCUUUGAGAAUACAAAGCAAAGGGACAGGUGUAUUUAUCCCACAAUCGACACAGCCUAGAAGAAAGCAAAGGAGAGGAAGAUCUAGUUCAAACGCAAAAUAUCAAAAGCAGUCUCAAGAUACAAGAAUGGUUUCUCAAGUUCCUGUAAACAAUUCUUUCAAACCAAAAAAUGGCCGAGGAUUCCCCAAAGCUGCAUGAUUUUACAAAGCUAUAUUGAUUAAUUACUUUGCUAAGAUUGAUUAUUUAUGGAUCUAAUUCUUUAAUCUUUAGGCAAUAAUUCUAUGGCUAUAUGUAGGUCAUUAUGUACAUGGGAAUGUCAUGUAUUCUAUUUAGUCUUUUUAGCAAGGCUUACCAAGGUUUUGUAACCCUUCACCGUGUGCACAUGCAUGAUUUGUUUGUUAUCUAGUUUGAUGAAUAUAUGCUUGUAUUUAAUACUAUUUCUUUCGAAUUUUCUUUUUGUUGCGCUAAUCUGCGCCUGUUGCCUUAAAUGUGAACAGUCAACAAUUGUAUUAUACAGAUUGCAGCUGCAUAAAUUGGCAGUUUGAUAACCAUGCAAAGAACAUAGACGUG
Abrus precatorius (Indian licorice) is the source of this 1091-nucleotide messenger RNA. RefSeq lists its product as uncharacterized. The record is from RefSeq and is a predicted model, not a curated record. NCBI's taxonomy places the organism in Eukaryota, Viridiplantae, Streptophyta, Magnoliopsida, Fabales, Fabaceae. The coding region runs from base 339 to 719 and encodes 126 amino acids. The transcript has 2 exons.